CCUGGAGGAAAAGAAGAAGAAAAAACCCCAGAGCAAUUAACACAGGAAACAGGAAGUGUGAUCUGCAUUAUCAUCAGUUUGCGUGUUUUAAUGUGUGCGUGUGAGAGCGAGUGUGUGUGGCGUGUGUGUGUGUGCGUGUUUUAGCAAAAAGGUGCAUGUGGGAACUUAAGCACCUUACCUGUGCCGUUGGAGAAUGUCUCUGAAACUACCUCGGAACUGGGACUUCAGCACCUUCAAGACCGAGACGGCUCGGAUAGCCCGAUCCAAGAGCGUGAUUCCUGGAGAGGGGACCCCCGGGUCGGGCUCGCCGUGCUCCCCCAGGUCCAUGGAGAUCCCCCUGAAGGCCGGCUGGCUCAAGAAGCAACAGAGGUCGUUGGUGAAGAACUGGCAGCAGCGCUACUUCGUGCUAAGAGGAAGCACUCUGACCUACCACAAAGAUGACAAAGAGACCACUGUGCAGGGAGUCAUCCAGCUGCGCUUCAGUAAAGUCAACGAACUCACACCAAGUUCAGAUGAUGCUGGAAAGUACCUCUUUGAGAUCACACCACAUUCGACCGGAGACAGAGAGCGGUGUCCGUACGUCCUCAUGGCCAGCUCCCAAAGCGAUCUGGACGACUGGGUCCGAACGCUGCGCCGAGUCAUCGGAAUGCCAACAAGUGCAGUGUUCGGAAAGAGCCUCAUUGACACUUUAACGUACGAGCAGCGCUUCGGGCCUCACACGGUACCAAUACUGGUACAGAAGUGUGCGGAGUUCAUCAUAGAGCACGGGCUGGAAGAGGAGGGAAUCUUCCGCCUUCCCGGUCAGGACAACGCCGUCAGACAGUUUAGAGACGCCUUUGACGCAGGAGAAAGGCCUUCCUUUCCGAGUGACACAGAUGUCCACACGGUGGCGUCGCUGCUCAAACUGUACCUGCGCGAGCUGCCUGAACCUGUGGUGCCAUGGUCUCAGUACCAGGACUUCCUGGACUGCACUAACUUGCUGAAUAUAAGGAGCAAAGAGGGCUGGGAGAAGCUGGAGAAACAAGUAGCUCUUCUCCCCAGAGCCAACUACAACAUUCUCAGUUAUGUCUGCCGGUUUUUAUUUCAGGUGCAGCAACACUCCGAUGUGAAUAAGAUGAACGUGGAGAACCUGGCAACUGUGAUGGGAAUCAACCUGCUCAAACCUCAGCUAGAAGAUCCGAUGACUGUCAUGAAGGCAACUCCUCAGAUCCAGAACUUGAUGAGAGUGAUGAUCAAGCAGCACAAAACUCUGUUUCCUGUCUCCAAAGACGUUCUUCCUGCUUCCCCUUCAAACAAGGCUGACAGUCAGAAGAAUGCCCCUCGGAGCUUUGUGGGCUGGGAGUCUGCCGAGCUGGGAGAUGCGUCUUUGUCUGAGUCUCCAGAGGAGGAAGAGGACACCGACAGUCCAGGUCCACUAAGAAGCGACUUCCUCCACAAGCCGGUCCUCCAGGACCCAACGUCGCCCGGCGCGGACGACUGGUCCGGCAGUCCCCGCAAGCGCACCCAAACCCUGCCCACCUUCAACUGCCCCCUCACUGGGAUGGCAGCCAAGGCGGACGCCCUCAACAGGUGGAGCCGCAUCCAUGAGAGCGGCGAGGAGAAGAGUGGAACUUUGUCUGAGGACAUUUUCAAAAUCCUGGACCUGCGGACUUCGGGGUCGUUUUUUGGAGUUACUCAGAUGAGCGUCCAGGAGGAUGGGAGCAGGUUAACAGAGCGGAGGGGAAGCGACAACACGAGUUCUUCUUCCACCGCCGCCCCCCAGAAACCUGAGAGCAGCCUUCAGCCUGCGAAGGUGCUGACUCACCAAAAGAGCGUGGACAGCCUGAUGGCGAACAGAGCGGUGCGGCAGGUCAACAGCAAGCCUGAACAGAAGGAUGACCCUGAACAGCUUGCUAAAACGAUGGAACAGCAGAACAAGGAGCUGAAGGCCGCUGUGGCGGAGCUCCAGGCUGCUCUGGAGGAAGAGCGCUGCCAUGUGGCUGCUCUAGAGAUCUGCUUGAAGAAUGCAGAACGCAGCAGAGAUGAGGCCCAGAGACGCAACGACGAGCUGCAAAGAGACAUUCAGAAAUUCCUUGUCCGAGAAAAGCAAGGUUCAACUUAAAAAAAAAAGGAGCCUGUCCGAUUGUCUGUAUUUUCUGAUAACAUUACCAGAGCUAAUUUAAUAGCAGCAGUUUGACACUGCUGGAAUAUUUUAUUAGAGAUAAGUUAUUAGUUCAUGUGCUUGUGCUUCUAAGAAAAGUCUUACUGUCUUAAGAUGUUUUAUACUUGAGAAGAUGCGUCCUUACUGUUCAGUCACUGUUAUUUUGGGCAGCAUUGGCACAGAGCGCAGGGGGAAGGAAGAGCCACACCUGGAAGUAAUGAAUCUAAUGCACGACCGGACAACACGACUCUGAAAGCCAUUCAAUCAGAUUCAACAGGACUGCAUAAAAGCUGCUGUCAAUGUCCGUCUCUUCUAUCGUAAGUUAGUGAAAAGCACAAAUUAAAGCCUUUUUAAUGAAUAUGAAUAUUAUUAAACAUGAGGGCAUGUGUGGAUAUAUAUUUUUAAAAUAAAUUAUGCAGAGUUUACAUGUCAACUUUAAGAGUUCGCAUCUGCCUGAUGAAUCUGUUUAAUGUGAAAUAAAUCUCAGCUCACCCUGUA
Xiphophorus couchianus (Monterrey platyfish) is the source of this 2638-nucleotide messenger RNA. It is a transcript of the gene arhgap25, whose product is annotated as Rho GTPase activating protein 25. Gene Ontology annotation, biological process: actin filament organization; negative regulation of small GTPase mediated signal transduction; phagocytosis, engulfment. The transcript is spliced from 11 exons. Lineage: Eukaryota; Metazoa; Chordata; Actinopteri; Cyprinodontiformes; Poeciliidae. Gene Ontology annotation, molecular function: GTPase activator activity. Gene Ontology annotation, cellular component: phagocytic cup. The coding region runs from base 194 to 2101 and encodes 635 amino acids. The record is from RefSeq and is a predicted model, not a curated record.